AUGAAGAAAAAUAUCAAAAUCGAUACAGCCAAACGCCUUCACUGGAUAAUCAAUAUACUUUAUUUGAGCGAACAAAUGAAAAAAAAUCGUGAUCAAGAUAGUUCAACUGAAAGUGAUUCUGCUUCAAGCUCUCCUGCCAGACUUGAAUCAGUAAAGUACAGCUCGAUAAUGAAGUCGGCUGAAAAAGAAGACUUUAAUAUUGAGCAUAAGAUUAGUGUUUCUCAAGAAAAAAUAGGCCCGCCAAUGCUAGAUCUGCAAGAAGAAAGCAAGCUUGUAGACUUGAAUCAAGCUAAUUCAAGCCAAAGUCAAAUACACAUAUCUGAAGGAAAUAGAAUAUCAACACCUCUACAAUCUUCAAUUUGCCAUGAUAUUGGAAUUCAAACUGAUCCAAUUAACUCACUAAAUUCAGAAAAAAUAGUUAGAAGAAGUGGAAGAUUGGCUGCCAAAAAGGAUCAAAAAGCUCCUUUAUCUUUGAAGAGAAAGCUGAAAAAUCCGAAAAAUCCAAAUCCCAAAAGAAUUAAAUCAUUAUUAUUAUUAUUAUUAUUAAUUAUAUAUAACGUUAAACGUCCAAUAUGGGGUCUCCCUAUUCAGGGAUAUCACCAUAUUUACACACGUGUCGGGGCCCACGAACCGCUGGACCCGAUCCGCUUUGAUUAGGGCGCAGGACAAAUAGAUACCACCAGCUUCGACGGGCUUCGCUGCUGCCCUCAGCUUUUUUCGACUCAGCUCCAGCACGUGUUCCGCCUAAGGGUGACCUUCCUCGGGUGUGCUGAGAGGUAAAAAUCUGAGCCUCUUGAUCGCACUGGAGAGCAGUUCCUCUGGUUAUCCCAGAGUCAAACUGCUAUUGCUGUGCAGAAGUUCUCGAGAUAAAACCCAACCCCAUAAAUAAAAUUGCUUGAGGGAGAGAAAAUUAGCGAAGCUAAUUUCACUCGAAUCGAAUGCCAUUUUAUUUAUCCAAAAGAAUUAAAUCAAAUGAAAAUAUGUAA
This is a messenger RNA of Blepharisma stoltei, 986 nucleotides long. Lineage: Eukaryota; Ciliophora; Heterotrichea; Heterotrichida; Blepharismidae. The record is from the annotation of a GenBank genome assembly.